CUCCCUCCCCCUUUCUUUCUUUCCUUUUAAACAUAUAUCUCAGUUUCCAUUUUGUCUCUGUCUCUCUCCCUCUUUAACUUUUGUUUCUGCUGUUCACCUCUCUUUGUCUGACUUUCCGCCUUUGGCUUCCUCUCCCUCCCCCAUUUCCUGCCCCCCUCACCCGCCUCAGUUGAGGUGAGCAGAACCAGCAUCAGUUUCCACCUCUCAAACCCCAACAAUGUGUCUGUGGCAUCCUCUUCUCUGCUCUCCACACCCUCCCCUUUCCUCAACAGUUUGGCUCAAGGUGAAGGGGCAGGAGCUAUUUGUAGCACAGGAACGGGUGACUCCGGCUUGGCUCAGCCCUGGCGGAUGCGCUGGGCCCAGCUGGAGCUCAGCCAUCAGGGGGUUCACCUCUGGCCCUUACCAAAUACCCGUCUUCUCUCUCUGGUGAGCCUAGAUGGGACAAAGCUUCCCACAACAUAGCCAGUGUCCAUUUGGUGUUAGUGCCGAAAGGACCCUUGGAGAUCAUCCAGCCUGAAGGGGGUAGAGGGAUAGAGUGGAAGGUGUAUGGAAUUUGAAAUCACAGGACCUGGUUUCAAAACCUCGCUCUGCCCCUGACUCCUUGUAUGAUCUGGGACAAAUCAUUUAAUUCCUAGCAUCUGUAAGAUGGUAAAUUCCUUGAGAGUAAAGGCUGCCUUUUGCAUCCUUUUGUUUUUCCAGUGCUUAACACAGCACCUGGCAUAUAGUAGGUGCCUAAUAAAUGUUUACUGACUGUUUCCUCUUCUGUAAGGUGAUUAUGUUGUGCCCCAUGGUUCAUGUGGUCUUUCACCUCUAUAAAUGUGUGAUUUUCUAUGAGCUCAGUCCUUUAUCACAAAGUCAGACUCUAAGACAAGGUCACAUAGCUAGGCAAUAGUAAAUUGGUCUAUGUGGGGCUGGAGGUAGAGGGGGAGAUUAAUCCCCUUUGUGAGCCUUUCCUUGCUCCCUACCUCCUUCAGCUCAAUUGCCCUCUUCUUCCCAGAAUCCUCCACUCUUCAUUCUGAAAAGGUCUUUAAGGAUCAUCUUAACCUGUGACUUCCAGACUACCAAGGGACACAUGAAUACAUUUUCUGGGGGAGGGGGUACAGAGAAAGGGGUCUAUGAACUUGGAUGAGAAACAACCAUCUUUAUUUGUACUAUCCUCUAAAUGAAAUUUGUCAUUUCCUUCAAUGAUGACUGAAAAAAAAAAUUCUGAGAAGAGGUCCCUAGGUUUUACCAGUUUUUCAAAGGAGCCCAUAACUCCCACACAGACUGCUAAGAACCAUCAAUCUCAUCCAAUCAGCUGACUUUACACAAGAGGAAAAUGACUUACCCACAAUCACACAGCUGGAAAAUAACAGAGACAGGACUUCAGUCAAGGGCUUCUGCUCCAAAUCCUGGGCAAUUUCCACUCACCAUCAGACACUCUCUACAGUACGUGGCCCUCUUUCCCCGACCACAUGUUGGGAAUUCCCUGCGGGGACUGGGGGAAGCCUGGGACCCCUGGGAUCGCAGCUCCCUACUGUCAGGCCCUGGAUGUUGGGAGGGGCGUGGCUGGCACUGUUGUUCUUGGCUUGUGGUUGAGGGAGGGCCUGACUGGGUUCUGGGGUUGGCUGCCGCCUCCUUUCUCACUCACACUCUCUCAGGAGGCAGGAAGUUGGGGUUGGACGUGGGUUGGGUGCUGAGAAGGCAAAUUGAGGCAGCGAUAAGGAGCUGGGCGCCUCAUCCAUCACCUGGAUGGUGAUGGAGCCUCUGGACCAGAAGAACCAUGUGAACCAGGCCCACUAAACACACCAGGCAGGAGCCCUCCAGAGGCAGGCACCAUGGGCUGCAGCUGCAGCUCCAGCCUCGAAGAGGAUUGGAUGGAAAAUAUUGACGUGUGUGAACGCUGCCAUUAUCCUAUUGUGCCUUUGGAUGCCAAGAGCAUGUUUCCAAUGAGGAAUGGUUCUGACAUCCGGGAUCCCUUGGUCACCUAUGAGGGUUUAAACCCACCUGUGUCUCCAUUACAAGAUAACCUGGUCAUCGCCCUGCACAGCUAUAAGCCUUCCCAUGAUGGGGAUUUGGGCUUUGAGAAGGGGGAGCAGCUGAAGAUCUUGGAGCAGAAUGGAGAAUGGUGGAAGGCACAGUCCUUGACUACUGGCCAAGAGGGCUAUAUUCCCUUCAACUUCGUGGCCAAAGCAAACAGCCUGGAGCCUGAGCCUUGGUUUUUCAAGGACCUGAGCCGGAAGGAUGCUGAGAGACAACUUUUGGCCCCUGGGAACACCCAUGGAUCCUUCCUCAUCAGAGAGAGUGAGACCACUGCAGGGUCCUUCUCUCUGUCUGUGCGGGAUUUUGACCAGAGCCAGGGGGAAGUGGUGAAACAUUACAAGAUCCGCAACCUGGACAAUGGUGGCUUCUACAUUUCCCCCCGAAUCACCUUUCCUAAUCUGCAGGAACUGGUCCAGCAUUACUCCAAAGUCCCAGAUGGGCUAUGCACUCGACUGAGCCGACCCUGCCAGACCCAAAAGCCACAGAAGCCCUGGUGGGAAGAUGAGUGGGAGGUUCCCCGAGAGACGCUGAAGCUGGUGGAGAGGCUGGGAGGCGGCCAGUUUGGGGAGGUCUGGAUGGGGUACUACAAUGGGCACACUAAGGUGGCAGUGAAAAGCCUGAAAGCGGGCAGCAUGUCCCCGGACGCCUUCCUGGCAGAGGCCAACCUGAUGAAACAGCUGCAGCACCAGCGGCUGGUACGCCUUUAUGCGGUAGUCACGCAGGAGCCCAUCUACAUCAUCACCGAAUACAUGGAGAAUGGGAGCCUGGUAGACUUCCUCAAAACCUCAACAGGGGUCAAACUAACCAUCCAUAAAUUGCUGGAUAUGGCUGCACAGAUUGCUGAGGGCAUGGCCUUCAUUGAAGAGCGGAACUACAUCCACCGGGACCUUAGGGCUGCCAACAUCCUAGUAUCGGACUCACUGAACUGUAAGAUUGCCGACUUUGGGCUAGCCAGGCUAAUUGAAGACAAUGAAUACACAGCUAGGGAGGGAGCGAAAUUUCCCAUCAAGUGGACAGCUCCUGAGGCCAUCAACUAUGGGACAUUUACCAUCAAAUCAGAUGUCUGGUCUUUUGGAAUCCUGCUGACAGAAAUUGUCACCUAUGGAAGGAUCCCCUACCCAGGAAUGACCAACCCGGAAGUGAUUCAGAACCUGGAGCAAGGCUAUCGGAUGGUAAGACCUGACAACUGUCCAGAGGAGCUGUACAAACUGAUGAUGCUGUGUUGGAAGGAGAGGCCUGAGGAUCGGCCCACUUUUGACUACCUGAGGAGUGUCUUAGAGGACUUCUUCACUGCUACAGAGGGCCAGUAUCAGCCCCAGCCAUGACCUUCCUACUUCCCAUCCCAGUCCUUGGUCCCCACUUUACCUUUGCUUCCUAAAUUCCCACCCAGACUGAGACAGGGAUGAGUCUGGGGGAAGACAAAGAGCAUCCUGCCUAAGGUUACCCUCUCCAAUCAAGAUGGCAUGGGACUCCGACAGUUUGGUCAACAUGCUUGUUUCUUCUUAACCUGCCAGGGAAGGAAGACAGGAGAAAACUUGGGAUUGGACUCAUCCUUUGUAUACUCCGCCCCCAACACUUUGUCUCCCAGACUGAUCUCCCCAACUCCGUCCUCUCCCUGAUUUCCCAGGGGCAGAGGAGAAUCCUGGACUUUACCUCAACAUUUUGACUCUUUUGUCUAUGUAUCCACCUAGACUGACUCAUUGUCUCCCUCAACAAAAUUCACAUUCUCAACAACCUUUUGAGGAUAGGGAUUGUUCUACCUUACCAUGUCUCUCUGUCCCUGCCCUGCACAUAGAAAACAUACUAUAAACAUUAGCUAAGAACAAUGACUUUCUACCCAGCACCACCCCUCCACCUCUCCAAGGUAGGCUCAGCCGCACUCCUCCCUGCGCUGUGAGGAAAGGAGGUGCAGAAAAGAGUAGUAGGAUAUAGUGGGGCAGCUAGGUGGUACAGUGGAUAGAACACAGCCUAGAGCCAGGAAAACCUGAGUUUAAAUCCAGCCA
Messenger RNA from Sarcophilus harrisii (Tasmanian devil), 4025 nucleotides. It is a transcript of the gene LCK, whose product is annotated as LCK proto-oncogene, Src family tyrosine kinase. Gene Ontology annotation, molecular function: signaling receptor binding; non-membrane spanning protein tyrosine kinase activity; ATP binding. Gene Ontology annotation, biological process: T cell differentiation; innate immune response; protein phosphorylation. The record is from RefSeq and is a predicted model, not a curated record. Bases 1818 to 3347 code for a protein of 509 amino acids. Lineage: Eukaryota; Metazoa; Chordata; Mammalia; Dasyuromorphia; Dasyuridae. Gene Ontology annotation, cellular component: extrinsic component of cytoplasmic side of plasma membrane. The transcript is spliced from 13 exons.